Drosophila virilis is the source of this 2387-nucleotide messenger RNA. RefSeq names its product brain-specific homeobox (gene bsh). The record is from RefSeq and is a predicted model, not a curated record. NCBI's taxonomy places the organism in Eukaryota, Metazoa, Arthropoda, Insecta, Diptera, Drosophilidae. Gene Ontology annotation, biological process: regulation of DNA-templated transcription. Gene Ontology annotation, molecular function: DNA-binding transcription factor activity, RNA polymerase II-specific; DNA binding.
UGCCUCUAAGCGACAGCGAACCGCAACUGCAUUGCUCGCUUUUGGGGGUGGGCUGAGCUGUGCUGUGCCUCGCGUUGCCGUGCAGCUCGAGCAUCGCCUGGAGCAUCGCUUAGAGCGAUUUGCUGGUUGAUGUGCGGUGAUUGCCGCAAACUCAACGCGACCGUCAACGAGUAAACAACAUAAGCGCGACGGCAGCGGCAACGGCAACGGCCAGGACAUACCAGGACAAGGCGCAACGCAAGCAGGACAUGUCAACGCUUAAUGAGAACAGCAUCAGCCCAGUUGCAACUGCAGCAGCAGCAGCAGCGGCAGCAGCGGCGGCGGCGGCGACGACUGUUGCCAGCAGUAAGAGUCCCGCCACAACGACCACAAUGCUAACCACAAAAACGCCAUUUUCGAUUGAGCAUAUAUUAUUUCAAAAUUUAAAUAGUGCCAGCAACAACCACACCACCAACAACAGCAACCACAGCAAUCAUAACAACAACAACAGCAGCAGCAGCCACAAUCAAAAGUGCAACAAAUAUACAGUGAAAAGUGCCCGAUGCAAUUCUAGUGACAGCUCCAUAUCCAUAUCAAAUACGUUAUCCAGUGCCGGUGCCAGUGCCAAUGCAUAUGACAAUAACCGAUAUCCAACAAAUCCAACAGCGACGGCAUCGACACGCCCAACAAACAGCCCCACGAACCACUCGGCGUCGGGUUAUCCCAGCGAGGAUUACGUCAAGUCCAUGCACAGUCAACGUGCACAUCAUCAGCAACGGGCAGCUGCCGCCCACUAUGCCCAUUCGAGCUCUGGGCCAACUGCCGAGCAAAUGACCACUGCGGCUGCAACAGCACCACCUGCACCUCCGGCACCACCACCGCCGGUUGCGUCAAGUGGUCCGAGUGGUGUGCUUUAUCCAAAUGCUGGCUAUGGCGAUCAUGGGUUCUUGCAGAUGACACUGGGCUAUCUGUCGCCAUCGUCGGGCACGUACAAGUCAGUCGAUCCCUACUUUUUGUCCCAAGCCAGCCUUUUUGGAGGAGCGCCCUUCUUCGGGGCGCCCGGCUGUGUGCCCGAACUGGCCCUCGGCCUGGGCAUGGGCGUGAAUGCAUUGCGGCAUUGCCGGCGGCGCAAGGCGCGCACCGUGUUCAGUGACCCGCAGCUAUCGGGUCUGGAGAAGCGUUUCGAGGCGCAGCGAUAUCUGUCGACGCCGGAGCGCGUCGAGCUGGCGACGGCGCUGGGUCUGAGCGAGACGCAGGUCAAGACGUGGUUCCAGAAUCGUCGCAUGAAGCACAAGAAGCAGCUGCGACGACGCGACACGGCCAAUGAACCCGUUGACUUCUCACGCACCGAGCCGGGCAGCAAACAGCAAGGCGAUGCCAUCACCAGCCCAUCAGCGGCCUCCACAGAUUCCAAGUCCAAACUGGCAUCGGGCUUGGGUCAACCGGCCACUAGUCAGCAGCAGCAGCUGCAAAUGUGCUUCCUGCAGCAUGGCUACUCCACAGAUGACUAUUCCGAUCUGGAGGCGGACAGCGAAGACGAUGAUAAUUCCAGCGAUGUGGACAUUGUGGGUGAUUCGAAGCUAUAUCAGCUAACAUAGGCCGUAAGUGGGUGAACAUUGUCAAUAAAUAGACCAAUUAUAACAGUUAGUGUGCAAAAAAUACCAAACAAUAUACAAAAUACCACAUUCUCGUCAGUUUAAGAUUAAAGGAUUUUUUUAUUUUAUCUCAUAUUUAAAGCAUAGCUGAUAUACACAAUCAAUAGAUUAACAUACUACCAGAUAAAUCACUAUUUUCUUUAUACUUGGUAUUUUUCUUGGUCUAUUUUGACAUUUUUGUUAAUUUUUUGGUAUUUUUUUGUUUUGUUGGUAUUUUUGUGCACAACACACACAAUUUAACGUAACACGUUGUAAGUCUGUAAAAUAUACCACAAAUACACAAAAAAUACCAAUGCAUAAUGGAGCUAAGAUCACUUUUCUUUUGCUACUAAUUUCAUAUUUCUCAGAAAGCUUUCCAUUGAUAAUUCAAAAUAUAAGUUAUUUGGUAUUUUUGUUUAAUUUCUUCGACAUUUUUCUCAAUUUUGUUGGUAUUUUAGUGCGUAACAGUCUGCAUUUCGAGUCUAUACAAUUAACGUUAUAAAUCUGUAAAUAAUGAUCACAAUACGAUCUCCCAAUUGAGCGCCAGGUCUAGUCACAGUUACAUUUAAGCUAAGUAUAUACACAUAUACCUAUAUAUACAUUAAAAUAUUAUUAAUAUUUAAAAUAUAGUGAUUGUAUUCGAGUACUUCCAUUUUAAGAACUCUCACCCUGUCUCUCGGCGAGUAUGUAACUCUCUUCAUAGUUAUAUUGAUGUGUUAGCCAGCUUAGUAUUAAUGCUUUCAAUAAAAACUCAUGUGAAAAUGGUUCUUAAAA